This is a messenger RNA of Humulus lupulus (European hop), 1089 nucleotides long. RefSeq lists its product as uncharacterized. The coding region runs from base 1 to 1089 and encodes 362 amino acids. NCBI's taxonomy places the organism in Eukaryota, Viridiplantae, Streptophyta, Magnoliopsida, Rosales, Cannabaceae. The transcript has 3 exons. The record is from RefSeq and is a predicted model, not a curated record.
AUGGUUACCAGGUCCAAAAAUGGUGUGUUUAAGCCUAAAGCUUUUCUUACUAAUGCUAGUAACAUUGAUUUAGAACCAUUAAAUGUGAAGUCUGCUCUUGGUAAUCCAACUUGGCAACAAACUAUGCAAAUUGAAUUUCAAGUAUUACUAGACAACAAUACUAGGACUCUGGUGCCAUUCUCACCUGAUAUGGCUGUUGUGAGCAACAAAUGGGUGUUUCGCGUCAAAUAUCAUCCAGAUGGGAGUGUGGAUAGGUACAAGCAAGUAGAUGUGAACAAUGCGUUCUUGAAUGGUGUUUUGCAAGAAGUCAUGUAUAUGCAACAACCUCCGGGCUUCAUCAAUAAAGAGUUUCCUCAUCAUGCUGAUACUAGUUUGUUCUUCACCAGAAAACAUAACAAGUUGUUAAUUGUACUGGUCUAUGUUGAUGAUAUACUCAUCACUAGUGAAGACAAAGCUCAGAUUCAUAGGCUCAUUACUGAUUUGCAUUUACAUUUUGCACUUAAGGUCCUUGGUUCAGUGCAAUACUUCUUGGGUUUUGAGGUUUGUCGAGACUCAUUUGGUUUAUAUCUCAGUCAAAGAAAGUACAUUAAAGAUUUAUUGCAUAAGGUCAAUCUCUCAGAUGCUAAGCCUCAGCCCACUCCCAUGUGCUCCUACUCCAAAUUAUCACUCAGCUCUGGCGCUCUUCUAGCUGAUCCUAAGAUGUAUCGUAGUGUCAUUGGCGCACUUCAGUACCUUACCAUGACCAGACCCAAUACAACUUUUGCUAUAAAUCGUUUAAGUCAGUUUCUUAGUGCUCCCACAACUACUCACUGGGCUGCAUGCAAAAGAGUCCUUCGAUAUCUGAUUGGUACUCAAGAAUUUGUUCCUUGCUUCAAACCUUCCACUCAUCUUGAUCUCCAAGGCUUCACUGAUGCUGACUGGGCAGGAUGCCUUGAUGAUCGUCGAUCUACUUCGGGCUACUGUGUGUUUCUUGGUGGAAAUUUAAUUAGUUGGUGCUCAAAGAAACAACAAGUUGUAUCCAUAUCAAGUACUGAAGCAGAGUACAAGUCCUUGGCCUUGGCCACAACCGAGUUGAUUUGGCUAAAAUAA